Corythoichthys intestinalis (scribbled pipefish) is the source of this 1563-nucleotide messenger RNA. RefSeq lists its product as uncharacterized. The coding region runs from base 65 to 898 and encodes 277 amino acids. The transcript is spliced from 5 exons. The record is from RefSeq and is a predicted model, not a curated record. NCBI's taxonomy places the organism in Eukaryota, Metazoa, Chordata, Actinopteri, Syngnathiformes, Syngnathidae.
ACAACAGAAGACUCGCCAAGUGUCGCACAACGAAAUACUUCUUUUCAGCUCACACGGAGUCGAAAUGACGUCUUCAGUGAUGGAUGGUGUAGGGAGAGCCAUGGUGGGAGUCUGGCGGGCCCACACGACCCUGGACGAGUCGGAUGGUCCCGACAGCUCCCCCGAGGCCCCCGACCGCUUCCGCAAGCUCCGUUCUUCGUCCUCCCUCAACUCGCUGCGGAUGUCGCUACGCAAACGUCUCCCACUGCGCGCCGUCCAGGCCAACUCUCUUCCGGAGGACGCCAGUUGUGAACCCGCCAAGGAGCCGCCAAAGACCGGAGCCAUCCGCAAGCUGACCCGCACCGCUCGGAACUCUGUCGGCGGGGCGUUGCAGCGGUUUCAGCGGAGCAGGGAGUUCUCCCGUGACCAGUGCUUGGUGGCGACGCCGGGUCGCAUCUGCGAGGGUGAUGAGUGCACCUCCCCUGCAUACCGCACCCCGAGACGCACCCCAAGGUCCGCGACUGCACGCACACCGGGCUCCAGAGGGAAGAGGACCCCUGAUGCAGGGGUCCGCGGGGUCAAGCACAGUGGCGGUAGAAGGCAGCUGGUUCGCAUGGCAGCUCUGCGUAGCCCUUUUGCAUCGCCGAACGUGCAGAACCAAAGACUGAAGUUUGACCAGGAUCUGGAGUCUGUCUCAAGUGGACUCCGGAGGCUUAAACAUCUCUCAAGAGCUUUCGAAGAGCUCAUCGGAAGAGAUGACAAGUGCAAAACAAUGGCCAAACGCAGCGGUUCGACGGCCACGGUGAUGGUGAUGAGGAAGUUGGAUCCAAGUGGGAAGCUCAGCUCCUCCAACCUGAGCCGCCGAGCCUCGCGGGUUUCUGAGCGAAUUGGCAGCUUGGCCCUCGCCAUUCGCAAAUAAGGCCCUCAAUGAGUUUUUAUGCAUUUUAAAAGACCUUUUGUAUGUAUGUACUCAUGGUUAACAAAACAAGGUGUCACUGUUAAAUUCCGAACACAUUUAGCGGUGACAUUGCAACACUUUAUUUUUUUCUGAACUGUCCUGCAGUGUUAUCUGUUUCUUUGCAUUGUUACUAGGCUAGUUAGCUAAUUAUGGGUCAAUUCUUCCAAAGUGUAGCUAACAAUUGUGUUUUGUGAUCAUUUUCUAGCUGCUACAACCAAAUGUAUUGUUUUUACAUACUGUAUUCUAUAACACUUGUCUUUUUCUAAUUAGAAAGUAUUUACUCGUCUCUGGGGUCUACUUUUUUGUUUUUGAAAGGAAAAAGACCAAAACUGUUCUGUUUGACCAACACUAACAUGUAUGUGUAUGUUUUGAUGUUAUAUUUGCCACUUUUUUUUGUCGUGUUUUACAUAUGAAUGUGCCUUUUUAUACACUUUUUCACUAUUUUUCCAACAUACUGAAUAUUCAGUAGGCUGAUAAAAUCUGAGCAGUGGGUGAUUCAUGUAGUUUACUCCUUUUGUUAUGUGAUAAGCAAGCAAUAAUGGGUGAAAUGAAGCAAUUAUGUCCCAUCUUAAGACUAGCUUUAUUAAUGUUAGGAAAGGAGAAACUUGUCAAAAUGUGAAUUAAAC